AUGCUCCUCCAUGCUCCUGUGGAGGGCCGGCAGUCCCUGCAAUCCCAGCAGUCGCCGGGCGUCAACGCGCUGUCGGUGCAGAUCUUGGAUCCAGGAGGGCAGCUUGAUCCCCGGCAUGGUUUCUUCUUGGAAGCGACUGAGGCCGAUUACCUGAUGUCGUCGACUGGCUCUGGCAUCACCGAGCAUGAGGGCCAGCGGCGGGCUACACUUCCAGACGUCCUGCCUGCCUCGCUGCAGGAAAACUUCACCUCCUCCGUACGCCGGUACUGCGAGACGUGGCGUGCCGAGUUUCCACUGGAGGUGCUGGAUCAGCUCUCUUCGGCUUUUGACUCCUGGCCACAGGAGGAGGAUGGCCGAUGCAAGAGCAGUGUGCGCGACCUUAGCCAUGUCCUGCGCUACGUCCUGGGCUGGCCGCCCAACAUCCUGCUGCAGGUGCUGCAGGACGACAACGCAGAGGAGCUGUACUUCAACCGGCUCAGUGAUCUGCUGGAGCUCAUACGUGAGGCGAUACAACUGGCCGAGAUGGAGGAGCCUGAUGUGCUUUGGUCAGAUUGGGAUCUGAACCUGGUGAAGGAGAGCUUCAGGAGGUUCGCAUCCAAGACAACAAGCACUAUGCCCGUGGUGAAGGUGUUUCAGGCCUUGCGCAUCCUCAAUUUCGACGAGCUGGAGAUAGACUCUCCGGACAGGCAGAGGUGGCUCGCUGGCAUCACCAAGGACGUCCUAGCCAGAAAGGCGGAAGACUUUUUUGAGUUAGAAGCAGAGGAGGCCGGGAAGGGCGAGGAAGAGGAUGAGGGCAGCGACUUCGAUGAGCUCAUCGACGAUUCCGGUGAUAAAGACGAGGGCAAGAGCCGCGCAGCCAUCCGAAGGAAGCUAAAUCGUGAUAAGGAGCUGGAUCAGCUCAAGAAGGAGGUAGCCGCUCGCGAGCGCGAGCACGGUCCACUGUCGGGCUCGGCCCGACUGUUCAGCUCGGAUAGGUUGGAUCAGCUUGAAAAGAAAUACCAGGAGCUAGACGAGAGGGCCAAGCGAGGUGAGGACAUCAAGGGCGAGCUGCCCUCGCAGGAAAAGGUCAGCCAGACCGUUCCGGUGCCAGAACCUGGAGAUCCAAAGUUGUGGUUGCUGGAAACUUUCGCUCCCGAGAAAGACCUUUGUGUUUCCCUCAUGUACAAGUCGUUCGAGGCCAUGUCACGGGGAACCCCGGUUCCGGUCUACUCGGUUUUCUGCUCGCCACAUCUGAAGGGUCGCAUUUACGUGGAAGCCCACAAAGAAGCCGACGUUCGUGCGUUCACGAAGGGCAUUCGCGGUAUCUCCGCGUUCAAAGGACUGUCGCUGGUCCCCACGGACCAGAUGGCUCUGGUUUUCUCUGCGGCUUACAGCCACGCACGCAAGACGCAGAUGCUGCGUGCAGGAGACUGGGUUCGCAUGAAGCGUGGGGCAUAUGCAGGUGACUUGGCCAUGGUCGAGGAGAUUGAGGACGAAAACUAUAUGGUUAAGCUAAAGCCACGCAUAGUUCGAUCUGGCCAUGGGAAAUCCAGCAAGAGACCUGCCCCUGCCUGGUUCAAUCGAGCAGACCUGGAAGCCAGGCAGGAAUUCCUGGUGAAUGUGGAGCAGCGGCGGACUCAAAAGGGAUAUAAAAUGUUUUACAUUAUCGAUGGGGAGGCGUACCGAGACGGCUUCCUCUUCAAGAACUUCAAGCGUGGAUGGUUCGACUCCGGUGACCAGGCCCGUCCUUCGGAGCAUGAAAUCCAGGACUGGCGAAACGCGCCAGCAAUAUCAGGGAAUGUUCGACCAGAGUCAGACUUGCCGAAGAGCAAAGAGGAAUUGGAUCGAGAGGCCAUGCCGCCUCCUGCACUGCCCAUUAAGACGGUUGCUUCUUCUGGGCCAUCUCUGAAAGAAGGGGACAAAGUCAUCGUGAUCUCGGGCGACGUCAAGAACCUCCGCGGGAUUGUCGUAGACGUAAUGUCAGGCUCGACAACGGUCCUGAUCAAGCCAAUUGGGUUGCCGAUGGGCGUACAUCUGCAGGACGACCUUUCCAUCUCGAUAAGCAGGCUCUGCAAGUUUCUUGAAGUUGGAGACUACGUCUAUGUGAUCGCGGGAGAGCACAGGGGCGAUGCUGGUUACGUGGAGCGAGUUGACUUGGGCCCAACCGGUGAGUGGGGAUCACAUGCCACGGCCCAAGUCCUCACAAACGACUUCACCUCUUUCAGGGCGAAGAUCAACGACAUGCACAGAGGCAUUGAGAAGCCGGAGACGACUGACCGCCUCGGCGAAUUCUACGUUGGCCAGUUGGUGAUGGUAGCGGGGCGGUCCGAGGGCCGAGCCAUCAUCACCCGCCUGGAAGCAGGUUCGCGUGCCUUGCUUCUGGCGCAGGAUGGCGUGCAGGAAUAUGCAGAUCUGGCAGAAUUGCUGCCGGUAGAGUUGCCGAAGCUGCACUUUUACAAGAAGCAGGUUUGGUGCGAGGACCGCAUCAAGCAAAGAAUUGUCCCGGGGGCCAUGGUCAAGGCCCCUCGGGCGCUGACGGGCAGGACAACACCUAUUCAAGCCAAGGUGUUGUUCAUACACCAAAACACGGUCUUCUUGCAGGCUGUGGAAGGGUUGGUGGGUGAGCGAGCCUAUCUCGUCGCACCCGGUGACAAGUGUGAAUUCGUCUGGAAUGAGGAUGAUUUACCAAGCAGACGGCCGCAGCAGAUAAUGAGAGUGCCUGAGACUUCCGGGGCAGAAGCUCAGACGAAGCAGAUGUCGUAUGGGAUCACGAUGGCAUCCGAGAUGUCCUUCUUGAGGCCGCAGUGGCACAAGCAGCUCGGCUUGGCACAGAAGCCAGCCGGCCGGCAGGGAGGAAGCCUCCUGGAGAAAGGCACCGCCGUCCGGAUCACCGGUGGCAAGUACAAAGGCUACCGUGGUGAGAUCCGUGACCUGCUUGGGGAGAAAGCCAGGAUUUCCUUGUUGGCUCAGACCAAGCUCGUGGAAGUGCCACUGGAAAAUAUCAAUCACGACACGUACACAGUGGACAAGUAUGUCCGAUGGCCAGGCGCGCAGCCGAAAACUCCUUGGGCGGAGCCAAUGCCUGCGCCUCCCAGCGGACCUUCCAACGGAGAUUCCCUGCCGGGGCAGCCACUUUGCCAGCAAGCUGCCAGCCGGGCCUCUCUUUCUGUGGAGACGUCGCGUCGCGAGUCGUGGGCUCCGGCAUCGGCAGUGAGCCGGAUGGGCGCUGGGGCACAGCUCAGCUUUCGAGACUUCCUCCGUAUUGCCAGCCGGGCUCUGCGUGAGCUGGAGCGCGAAGUGCGCAUCGACGAGUUUCGCUCUGAGACCAAGGCCGUCAAGAGCGGAAACUACGGCCUUCUGGAGCUGGAGGAGCCAACAGCCCACUGCAUGGAGCAUGCUGGAGAGUCGAUCCAUCAUGCGAAUCAUGCUCUUUGA
This is a messenger RNA of Symbiodinium natans, 3414 nucleotides long. The record is from the annotation of a GenBank genome assembly. NCBI's taxonomy places the organism in Eukaryota, Dinophyceae, Suessiales, Symbiodiniaceae.